CUGGCUUUAGAUUCGUAAUCAGCGACCCCGAAAACUAUGGAAAUCGUUACACUUAUGUUUUUUAACCUGCCAGUUCUGCCAGGGUGUGAAAGAGUUAUGUCAGCCGAAGCAGGAAGUACUUGAGGGAAAGUCAUAAGGUGAAAUGAUUCUUGGUCACGGUCGCAAGUGAUGUUAAGUUGAUGCAUAUACAACAAACACAGGUGGGGGAUCACAAAAGGUGCGUAAUCACCGCAUGCAUGUUGGAGAAAAGGAAGAAGGGAGCUGAAAGAUGGAAAAAGAGAGCUGCAUAUGUGCGGCCGGAGUGAGAGGAAGUUAAGUUUGGUGAGGGCUCCUACGGGUGAGUACCACUCAUUGACUCGUGUACGCCCGCACGUCCGUCUGUCGGUCGGUCUCACUCACAUUCAUUCGUUCAUUGCCAACACCGUGCUUACCAUCCCGAUUCAUUCGCGAAUAUUGAAUUAAAAAAAAAAAUCGGAUAUUGUUUCACAAUUUUUUUUUCUUCCUACAAAAGGAAUAUGUGGUUUUUUGGAUCCUUCGUCGCCAUCGUCAUCAUUUCUUUCGCUACCAUUCGGAUUCAAGCGAGACCUCAACAGAUCAAAUCAGAUUGCAAAUUUGAAAAUCGUCGAUAUCAGGAGGGUGCUGCGGUCACAACUUCGGGACCCUGUUUACAGUGUAAAUGUUCAGAAGGAUCGUUACGAUGUAGAUUGCGUGUCUGUCCACGACUUCCAAAUCCACCACCACCAGGAUGUCGUGCCCGACCGCCUGGAGAAAACGCCUGCUGUUCAGAAUUAGUUUGUGGGGAAUCAGAUGAGGCAAAUGUCCUGCGGCGUAUCGAUCUUGGAACAGAAUCCAGUAAUCAAGAUGAUGGUUGCUUGUACGAAGGAGUACGAUAUGGACCGGGAUCUGCAAUGAUGGGCUCUCAGAAGUGUGAAUAUUGUUACUGUAUAUCUGGUACGAGAAGAUGCAUUAGACCAAAAUGUUUACUUCCCCUCCCAGGUUGUACACCAGUUUAUGCACCGCACUCUUGUUGCCCGAUAUCCUACAACUGCACCCGUGCAGAAUCUUCGACGACCAUGGCCUCGAUGUCAGGAAAUGAUUGUCGAGUCGGCAAACGCAUUUACAAAGAGGGUGAAAUGGUGCGGGAUUUCGCUUUAAAAUCUACCUGUGACAAUUGUUUCUGUGCCAUGGGCGCUGUAAGUUGCGUUCCACUUGCCUGCGCUCCACCUCUUCAGGGUUGCAGUCCAAUUGUUCGAGAAGGACAAUGCUGCCCUUCCACUUACAAUUGCAGUGGUAGCAUUGAGGUGAAAGCGGCACAAAAUUACGCAUCUUAUGCAUUCAUUAGCAAAGAUUAUGCAAAAUUUAGAAAGGAGACGAAUUUCUUUGCACCAUACGAGUUUCAAUCUUUAUCAAAUUACACGGUCGAGGGUCGUGGUCAUCGAGUGGUCAUUGAGGGAAUAGACUCAAGCACUUUCAGUCCGGUCACUGAAGAGUCUGCAGUCACUGAAUCCACUUUUGCCUCCUCCACCUUAGAAACCGAGACGAUGGACAAUAAGAUCCUGACCGAAACGACAGAAUAUCCAAAGACCACUACUUUCGAGAGCAAUCUUCCUACCUCCACCACACUCGAGGGAAUUACUGAUGCGGAGUCGACAGUCUCUGAUUGGAGAACGACAAUCAAAGACUUGGGCUUGGAGGAUUCAACGUUGACGAGCUCCUUAAUGUCUCUAGUGGAUUCAACUACUAUCGAUGAUUCCUUCUCUGAAGUUACAACCACAAGAGCAACCACAAUCGUUGAAGAUUAUACAUCGACGUUACCUUCAGUUACAGACAUAACAGAAUCAACUUUGAUCUCUCUAGAGGGAGGAUUUCGCGAGACGUCCUGUCAGGAAGGUGAAUCAGACAAAGUGAAUUUUACAGAGCCUUUUACAAAUGAUACCGAAACAACGGUUCCUUCUUUAACAACGAAAAAACAUAAUAGCGAGAAAGAGAAAGAUUUAGGUCAACCUACCUCAUCAACUUCAACCAACCAGGAUACAUUGGUAACAGGCUUGCCUAGUGUUCUAGUGCCAGAUGACAUUUUAGUGAUGAAUGUUACUGUAAAAACAAAUGUUUCGGUUGGACAUAUUCAAGGGGUGACGAUUAAUCCUGUGAGGACGAUUGCACCGGAAAUAGAAGCCAUUCUGAAUAUCAUUCAUCGACAAAAGGAUGAUGAUUAUGAAUACGAUUACAGUGAACCAACUUUACCUCCGUCACUACCAAAUGUUCGAAUUAUUCCAUUCGUAGCGGCGGACGCUUUAGUGAAGGACAAAAACGAUGCUGCACCACCCGUCACCGGAUAUCCUUCUGGUGCUGUGGGAGUACCUCCAGAAUUGAUACCAAAGGACUCGACAUUCUACGACGUGGUAACCCAGGAGAAUCGUUUCAGUCCACCGGUUGAAACCCAAGGUGGAUUUGUGCCGAGGGAACCUCCUUACUUCGAUCCGUCUUAUCACUCAAUUGAUCUAAAUCUGGAAAUUGGUACUGGAGUUACAGUUAUACCCGAAGCUAUUGGAAAUCCUCUCAAGAAGAAUGAUUUACAAGAUUUUGGAAGUAUUUGCGCUUUUGAGGGUCGAGAAUAUCAUCAUGCUGCUACAUUACCAAGUCCCGGAUUGUGUAUCGUCUGCAUUUGUUACUAUGGAGAGGUAAUUUGUUCUGAUGAAAAAUGUCCCCCCUUGAAGAUUGGAUGUCAGCGAAUAAUAGACGAAAAAAAUUGUUGCGGAAAGAUUGUCUGCGUGGAUGCUAAAGAGUCACCAACGGUUGUCCUGGAUCGAGCAGAUUCAUCGUUACAAAUACAAACCUUGGUUUCAUCUGAUCCAUUUAGAGACGUCAUCAAAACAGAACCAGCACCGGAUUUGCCUUCUCUAAUUGAGGACAUGAUACCUUAUUUAGCCGGUCAGGGAAUUAGUACUUCAAACACAACAAAUGCAACGAAUUCCUCUACUUUUGAUAAUGAUUCUCAAAUAUUUGACUUUAACCAUCGCAAUCAGUCUCCUAAAGUUGAUCAAGCUUUUCCUGAAAGUGGAAAUAAAUUUGAUAAUCCCAACGAUACUCUACUUCCUAAUCAUUUAGAAAAUAAGAAAAUCCCCUUGCAAAGUAAUUAUCUCCUUAAAACAAAUCAAAGUGAAAAAAACUCGAGCAAUUUGAAUAAUGAAAAUUCUCCUUCGCUUAAUGAAAGUACCAACAAAACUGAGGACUUCUUCCAUUCUGAAGAAAGCGAAUCAAUUUUCUCUCUUGACAGUGUUCUUGAUUUGUUCUUCUCAGACACUACAACCGCGUCUGGAGAAAUUACAAAACAAAACGAUACUAAACAGACUGAAAUAAGAGAUAAAAUAGACUUUGAAAUGAAGAAUUCAGAAAAGACACAAUUUAACGGAGAAAUUAAAAUUAAUGGAGGAGCAGAAGUUGAUGAUGUAAAAUUCAAAAAAGAAAUUACAACCCUCAAGAAAGAUCCAGAACUUUUAAAAACUGAAUUUCAGUUUCCAAAGAUUGGAGAAAUUAGAGAACAAUUAAUUAAAAAUCAUUCCACUGAAGUGGAUACAGAUUCAGUUAAAAACAAUAUAAAAUUUCAAUAUUCAUCAGGAAAUCCCUCAGCAAAUAUAAUUAAUAAAACAAUUUCCCCAGCAACUAUUAAUAUUCAAGGAAUUACAAAUUUAAACGUUGAUCUCAAUUCAGAGUCGAAAACAAAAAACACUGACAACGAUAUUACAGGUUUGAAUAUUUUGAAAUUGGCUGGAUGCAAUAUUUAUGGAAGAAUGUAUCGUGUGGGAAGAAUUAUUACCGAACUUACAUCAUCAUGUCGUGAAUGCAAGUGUACUGAAGUAGGUGUACAAUGUAAGCAAUUGAAAUGCUAAAUUCCUUUCUUUCUUAAUUUCAUUAUUUAAUUGAAUCAAUAUUUCUUCGCUCGGAAACGAAAAUAUUGUAAUCCCGUGAUUUAGGAUUAAUUUAACUUAGUCAUUAAAUAUCAUUAGUUUUGCAAUUCAUAUUGAGUGGAGUUUAACACAGUAAAUCGUGAGGUGUUAAAAUAACAUCAGAAUGGAUUAAAAUAAUCUGCUACAGUUUAAUCAAUCUAGGAUUAAAUUAACUGAGACUGAGACUA
Leptopilina heterotoma is the source of this 4135-nucleotide messenger RNA. RefSeq lists its product as uncharacterized. The record is from RefSeq and is a predicted model, not a curated record. Gene Ontology annotation, molecular function: protein binding. The coding region runs from base 516 to 3890 and encodes 1124 amino acids. NCBI's taxonomy places the organism in Eukaryota, Metazoa, Arthropoda, Insecta, Hymenoptera, Figitidae. The transcript has 14 exons.